Molecule: messenger RNA, 870 nt
Organism: Vicia faba (fava bean)
Lineage: Eukaryota; Viridiplantae; Streptophyta; Magnoliopsida; Fabales; Fabaceae
Source: the annotation of a GenBank genome assembly
AUGGCACAAGUUGCCGUUGCAACCUUCAAAUUCAACUCAUUUCACAAACCCAUUCACCACUCUUUCUUCUUCUCUCCCUCUCCCCCUCCCCCUCCCACAUUCAACUUCAAACCUAAUCCCAAUCUCACACACCCACGUCUUUCUCACCAUUCCCUCUUCAUGUUCCGUCCUCCUUCUCUCACCUCAUGCAGCAGCAGCAGCAACAACAACAACAACAAAUCAGAUAUGAUAUCACAGUUGGAACUGGGGAAACCAGAGCUGAAGAAGAGGGAACCGGAGAAACGAGUCAACGGGAUAUUCUGGAUCAUACUGCUUAAUAUCGGUAUAUUCGUCGCUGACCAUUUCUUUCAGGUUGAUGGCAUCAAGGCUUUGUAUUUGUUUCAUAGCAGGCCUGAUUGGUUUCAGUUUCUCACAGCAACAUUUUGUCAUGCUAAUUGGAAACAUCUUUCUAGCAACCUUUUCUUCUUAUACAUAUUUGGAAAGCUUGUUGAAGAAGAGGGAGGAAGCUUUGCAUUGUGGCUUUCUUACAUUCUUACUGGUGUUGGAGCAAACCUUGUUUCCUGGCUUAUUUUACCAAGAAACACAGUUUCAGUUGGAGCUUCUGGAGCUGUUUUUGGGUUAUUUACUAUCAGCGUCCUUGUAAAGAUGUCCUGGGAUUGGAGGAAGAUCCUUGAAGUGCUUAUAUUGGGUCAAUUUGUUGUAGAGAAGGUUAUGGAAGCAGCUCAAGCGUCGGCAUCAUUACCAGGAACCUUUCGUGGAGGCUACGCAUUGCAAAAUGUCAAUCACAUUGCUCAUCUUUCUGGUGCUCUUGUUGGCGUGCUCUUAGUUUGGCUCCUUAGCAAAAUUCCUUCUGAUUCUUCAAACCAAUAA